Molecule: messenger RNA, 633 nt
Organism: Sporisorium graminicola
Lineage: Eukaryota; Fungi; Basidiomycota; Ustilaginomycetes; Ustilaginales; Ustilaginaceae
Exons: 1
Coding region: 1-633 (210 amino acids)
Source: RefSeq, a predicted model, not a curated record
AUGCGGGUAUCGGCACGCGCGGUGCGCCGGCAGCGCAAGAACGCGGCUGCAACUGCGGCCGCCGAGCAGAGCGAAAGCGUUGCCAGUCACGGCACGAAGGAGGCGAGUGCAGAAGGGGACGCGUACGCAUGGCACACGUUCGGGUCAGACGACGAAGUGGGACCAGCCGCAACGACACGCACCAACCGCGAUGAGGAGCACGACGACAGUGACGCACAGCUCUCUUCAUCCGACUCGGAAGCCGAGGGGACGCUCAUCUCUGGCACGAACGCAGUGCCGGGCGCCGGCGGGCUGACGGGCACAGCUGUGACGAUGCAGCAAGUGGACGAGGACGAGGACGAUGACGAGGACGACGACCGUCCCCUCGGUGCUCCCGUGUGGUUGUCGACCACCAAACGCGCUUCGUCUGGGUCCAACCUGACCAACGCGGCCACUGCCGCAGCAGCAGCGAAUCCACCAGCAGCAGAGGUGAAGAAGGAAGACACGACGGUGCAGCUUCUUUUUCAAGGUCUUCGGUCGGACGAUGCGCAUGCAGAGAGCAGUGCGGAACAGGACGGCUGGUCUGGCAUCGAGAGGGGCCGUCGCAUUGCGUUCCAGUAUGUGCAGAUGCUGCGCGCUGAGGGUAUCAUUUGA